AUGGCGCCUACAUCCGCGCUCAUCUCAGGCGUUGCCUUGUCCAAAAGGUCAGCUACGAUAGCUGGUAUGGUAGAAAGAGGCUUCGAGGGCAACGGCAUAAAUUGCGGGCCGGGGCAAGUGGCACAGCCUAGGUAUCGGGAACACGGUAAUCCCAGUACAUACGCCCAGGCAUCGAGGCUCCCUAAUCGAGAUAAAGGUUGGAAGUGCAGUGCAAAUAACGAACGCCUUCCCGACAAGAGGGUUCUCGCCCACGCCGUCCACCCUAGGUCGUACCGUCUGCACGUUCAACGUGUGUUCGUCUCUUUGGAGUUCGAAAUCGUCUCAAGCGUGUCGCCGCGAUCGCCCGGUCUCAGUCAGCCAACUGGCGGAGCUGCAGCGGACACACCUAUCGACGGUGGCAACAGCCCAAUUGGCGUCCUGCUUCCUGAAAGGCCCGCGGUACAGACCAGCGAUUGCAUGCGUCUCCAGGCACCGAAAGCCGUCGCGCCACCCACUCAAAGUUUACUGUUCGAGGAGAGGAACAUGGAAGGGCAUCCGGACCGCCCAGCGCACAGGGCUAGUCCAAUCGGGCUAGGGGCGAGCGACGCCGAGGUGAAGCCACAGGAUUGUGGGGUCAACGAGGAUAUCGCAUGGCCUGAGCUUGAUCUAUUCGUCAGUGACGAUCUGGCAGGGCUGGGGAGUCUCGCGGAAGACGACCCGGUCAUGCCCGACUGGCUAUUUGCAGAAGCGGAGGACGCCGUGCAGACCAACGAGGUACGGGCAAUUCCCGACCUCGGCGCAGAGCUUGCUCGUCCGAUGAACGCCAGAGAUGAGAAUUUAGCCAGGUGUCGACUGUUUGAGCGGGUCUCUAGGGAGCUUUGGUCGGCCGAGCAGAGGAAAGUCGGGAGGGAGACGACUGGCCGGCGGUCACCAGGGGAUCCGCUUGGCCGGCAGGCCGAUGCGUGGUGGGCGGGCAAGGCGGAGCUGUCGGACACCGCAACGGCGUCGGAUGAAACGCUGGAAACCGCAUGGGUAGACGCGCCGAGUACGGACCGGGUCCGGCUCUGCGUUCCAUUCUUCCAGUCUGUCGCCACCCAGUUCCGCCUUCUCAACCAGGGUAGGCCUGAGGGUGCCGGCCGCAGCCCGGACUGGCAGGCGGUAAAUGACAGCGGCGGUGGAGGUGACAAUCCUCGAUGGCCUUCGGUGGCUGAACACAGGAAGCAUUCGAGAGGAGCAACUGGCUAA
This is a messenger RNA of Colletotrichum costaricense, 1224 nucleotides long. RefSeq lists its product as uncharacterized. The record is from RefSeq and is a predicted model, not a curated record. Bases 1 to 1224 code for a protein of 407 amino acids. NCBI's taxonomy places the organism in Eukaryota, Fungi, Ascomycota, Sordariomycetes, Glomerellales, Glomerellaceae. The transcript has 3 exons.